Molecule: messenger RNA, 1386 nt
Organism: Suillus subalutaceus
Lineage: Eukaryota; Fungi; Basidiomycota; Agaricomycetes; Boletales; Suillaceae
Exons: 4
Coding region: 146-1288 (380 amino acids)
Source: RefSeq, a predicted model, not a curated record
GUUCUCAUCGCCAUUGACGACGUCGACAAACAGUAUUUUCAUCGUCCAAGUCGUUAAGCACAUUCGACCAACUAGAAUUAGUAACUGACCCCUAGCACUUAAACCUCUCACCGAAGGUAGUCAGCUGCUGAUCGAAUUGAUUGCGAUGCCAGCGCCAGUAGCGGUGUACGUCGUCGCAGCUAUUGCAGGUGCUGCUGCUGUUGUUGCUUUUCAUGAGUUCGUCUUCGAACCUCACAUCGCCCCUGCCAUAGAGCGUUGGGCAGAGGACUUCCUUGCAAAGCGUCGUGCUCGACGCGGAGGUCUUGUUCCUGUACCAUCCACCAGAGGGUCUGGAGAUGGAAACCCGAGUCCCAGCGAUGCUGAUCCGAGGAAAAGGACUCCUGCAAGAGAAGAAGAUUCCAUCGAACUAGAAGGCCUCAACCUCGGCCUCGUCGACGAAUGGCGAAAUAAGGUGCAUCACACCGCCCAAGGCACGAAUGUGAGGCGGAGAGUCAGAGUAAUCCCUGAUACAGACGAAGGGAGUAUAUCUACCACAAUAGAUGAUUCCUUUACAUCCCUCACGCACACUCCGCUCGCACCUACCCACGUCAUCUCCAACGUCUCCUCUUUCACAGAAACGCUAUCUGUGUCCACCCGCACGCCCACCCGUGCCCACUCCCGAGCCUCUUCCCACACCGCAAGUGAUGGUGAGCGCGAGGGUAACACUACUAUAUUUUUCGCCCCGUCUUCCCACUCUUCUUCCCCCCCUCCUAGCCCGCCAUUCGGCCCCAUCCUCCCCGACACCCCCCGCACAAGCGCCGGCUACCCCACCCGUCCAUUUUCCCCAGUUGUACGCACGCCUGUGCGCUCCCGCCCACAGUCAAGCUGGUCUUCGCGCUUGGAUACGAAUUCGCGCAUCAGGGUGAAUGUGCAAGGCAGGCGUGUAGACGUUGAUGUCCAGGACGAACAUAUCAACGUCAAUAUCAAUAGCAACACCAGCGCGAGUAUGCACGAGAAUAUGAGUGAAAACAUCAGCGUUGUGGAUUCACUAUCAGAACGUUACCCCGCCGCGCCCACUCCGCCCGUCCUGCUCUCCCCGCCUUCAUCACACAGUGUCCUCUCCUCCCCAAACACAGACGUCCUGAGCCUUGGGAGCAGCGGUAGCCGCUCUGGUUCGCCAUUCGCCGUACUUUCCCCACCCGAGCAGCGCGCGUCCCUCUCAGGUGCUGCAAGCUCUCUGUCGCCCUCGACGAUGAGCGAGGAUGAGUUUUUGUCAUUAGGCGAGGCGUCAGAUGCUGGAGGGGAGUGAUUUUGAUAGUGGCAGUGAGGGCAGUAGUAGUGAAGGGAGCUGGGGCCGGGUGAGUGCAGGGCGGGGCUGAUCCGGCUACGUCCUCUCGUCGAAUUAUU